AUGGUUCUGAGAAGCUUUUGUCUUAUGGGUUGUACAUACCCAUGUAAUGAAGCUGUUCGAGUAAAGGAUGCAUCAGGACAUUGGAAAACGUUUUACGUGCGCGAUAAGUUAGAUACUGGUGGAUUUAGCCGAAUAGAUCUCGUUUUUGACAAAGUGUCUAAAAAACCAUUCGCUUUAAAACGUAUCCCAUGCCAUUCAAAGGAUGAUGAAACUAGGGCUUUAAAAGAAGCUAAUUUCCAACUGAAUCUCCCUGGUCAUCCCAACUUGCUUUCCUGUAUCGCGAGUGGCCUACAACAUGUCUCUAGACGUAAACAAGGAGCUAUAUCAGAAGUUCUUUUGGUGUUAUCUUAUAGCAAGCGAGGUACAUUGCAACGUGAAAUUGACCAUAGAUCUGCACGUAAUGUCAUGUUCCCCCUGUACCUUAUAAAGACCAUGAUGAUUGGUAUUUGCGAUGGCCUUAUUGCUCUUCUUUCUCUUGAUAUUCCAAUGUCUCAUCGAGAUAUAAAGCCUGGGAAUGUUCUUUUGUUUGAAGAAAUGAGACCAGUUUUAAUGGAUUUUGGCUCUGCUACUCCGUCCAUUCUUCCUAUUGAGAGCAUUAGAGAUGCAGAAAAAUGGAAGGAGUUUGCUGAGGAAAACUGUUCACUAACUUAUCGGGCUCCAGAGUUGUUUAAUCCAAUAACUCAUGAAACAAUAACCGAGAAAGCUGAUGUUUGGUCCUUAGGAUGUCUGUUUUAUGCCUUGAUUUUUUUCAAAUCCCCAAUGGAUUUCGUUCAUGCUCGGGGUGAUAGCGUUGCUCUUGCUGCUUGUUCAGCUAAUAUAUAUUUCCCAAAAGACUCGUGUUCAAAAGUUCCACCAGAAUUGAUAAACUUAAUGAAAGCAAUGCUAUCCGCUAAUCCUCAAGAUCGUCCCUCACUUACUCAAAUUGUGGAGUCCUUCAAAAACAUACCGGAAGAAAUUAUGUAUUGUAACAAUCAAAGUGCGAUAACUUAUUCGUUGUAA
Molecule: messenger RNA, 999 nt
Organism: Schistosoma spindalis
Lineage: Eukaryota; Metazoa; Platyhelminthes; Trematoda; Strigeidida; Schistosomatidae
Source: the annotation of a GenBank genome assembly